AUGUCAUCGGAGUCCGAGCUUUACACAGAGCUCUUCAGCACUUACUCAAACUUUUCCAUUCCAACCAAUGCCACCCCAUUGAUCGUCACCGUCUAUCUCCACUUUUUAUAUAUUCUAGCGGUGGCAGAGACUCAAGAAACAAUUAAAUUCCUCGCUUUCUUUAACUACUAUUGGACUGAUAGUUAUUUACAGUGGAAUUCGACGAGAAUUCAGAAUAUUGUUGUUGAGGCGAAUGAAAUUUGGCGACCGGAUGUCGUUUGCACGUCUUGCGCUGAGGUGACUGGAGUGCUUGGUGACAAGAGAAUUGAAAUCGGAUCCGAUGGAAAAAUUGGCUACGGCUUUCCAGAGGUGAUGGUGUCACGAUGUCCACUCUCCAUUCACAAUUUUCCAUUUGAUACACAGAAAUGCUCAGUGACUCUGCAAGUGAUGAGCUAUCAAGCCGAUCAAGUUCUACUAAAACCGGGCGUCGCAUUUCUCGGAGAUGAAAUUCGGGGCACUACUGAAUGGGAUUUGAAAAACGUGACCGCUGUGUGGGUGCUGAACUCAAACAACAAGACGGGGUACUUGGAGAUCGAGAUUGUCAUCAAGAGAAACUCCACUUGCUAUGUAUGGGUUCUAAUGGUGCCCACAUUCCUCGCUUGCAAUCUAGCCGUUGUCGGAACUUUUCUACCAACAAUCAACACCGGCACGCGCUUUAGCAAGGUUCUUCUCAACGUUUGCGUUUUGUUGACAAUGAUGGUCUUGCUUGACAUUGCCGCUGCUGACAUCCCUAAAACCUCGUAUUUACCUCAAUUAGCGUGGUUCAUCUUCAUCGAGAUGUUGGUGUGCUUUUUGGCUGGAGUGAUCUCCGUUCUCAUGCUAGUCACGCAUCACAUUGUCACAAUUUGUGACGCAACUUCGCCGGCUUGGUUGACUUGUCUCAUCUGCGAGAGCUCUAAAUCCAAUGAAGAAAGAAAGGAGAAAAACGGGGAAACAAGGCAUAAAUCUCCGAAAGAGUUUGAUUUUUCUCAUGGAUCAAUU
Messenger RNA from Mesorhabditis belari, 1020 nucleotides. NCBI's taxonomy places the organism in Eukaryota, Metazoa, Nematoda, Chromadorea, Rhabditida, Rhabditidae. The record is from the annotation of a GenBank genome assembly.